UCCCUGAGAGAACCACAUCAUGGAAGUAGUAUGUAGCACCGACUCGGACGAUCUUCAGAACACAAUCGAGGAGCAAGGACCCCAGGACGGAACGGCUGCAAGUGCUGCACUUAGAUACUCGGACACACUCGCGGACAGCAGUUGAAGUGCACUGGCGCAACAGCAGCAGCAUCGUCUAAACCUUGAAGGUCUCACAACCAUCGCCUGAGAGCAUUUCGCUAGUACUAAAGAAAGCAAGAAAUAUACCUCCCCCGUGGCUAGGUCUAUCUGAUUGCUUGGCGAUUUGGACAUUCGUCGUCCUCCGGUUACCACUUCUCCCAACCGUCCGGCGUACGGCCAGCUUCCGAUUGUCUCCAUCUAUCCAAGCCUCGGAAACUCGUUUCUCGGCAACCGUCGCUCCGUUCUGAUUCGUCGUCCGUUGUCGCCAUGGCUCGGUCGCUUUCCGCUAUCGCCCUUGCAGCCGCUGCACUUCUCGUCCUGCUCUGCUCAGCCCAAGCAGAGGCCAGAGUCAUCACGGUGGGCGGCAAGGGGCGCAGUCCGUGGCGCUACAACCUGCACAAUUGGCGCCCCACCACCACUGCACGUGCAGGCGAUGUGCUCUUGUUCAAGUGGAGGGGCUUCAUUCCCCAUGAUGUGGUUCUCAUGGACUCUGUAGAGGCGUACAACAGCUGUGACUUUGGAUCUGCUAAGAAACUCACACGGAUCACCAACUCAAGGACAUACAGGUACAAGGUGCCAGUGUCAGCCAAGGGCACGACCCUCUACUUCUCCUGCAGCGUGCCUGCCCACUGCUCUCCAUCUAACAUGAAAGUGGCCAUUCCAAUUCAGGCAUGAGAUGCUCUAUUUGCAAAGUUGGCUAUUCAAGGCAUGGUAUACGAUCGAUAUCAUGCCACGACUCACGAGUACUAGUUCUGCACAGGGUAGGGCCUAAACAGUACGAGUACGGUAGUAGGGUUGGUAGAUAUAAGUGCAGGCACGGUAUUGGACCUUGUGCAGCUUCGUAUCAUUGCUACUUGUUAAUGAUCAAUUUAUGUACAUAUAUCGGUUCUUUGGUAACGCAUUCUCGUCUGGU
Messenger RNA from Closterium sp. NIES-67, 1072 nucleotides. NCBI's taxonomy places the organism in Eukaryota, Viridiplantae, Streptophyta, Zygnematophyceae, Desmidiales, Closteriaceae. The record is from the annotation of a GenBank genome assembly.